Molecule: messenger RNA, 234 nt
Organism: Colletotrichum higginsianum IMI 349063
Lineage: Eukaryota; Fungi; Ascomycota; Sordariomycetes; Glomerellales; Glomerellaceae
Exons: 2
Coding region: 1-234 (77 amino acids)
Source: RefSeq, a predicted model, not a curated record
AUGGGAAUCCGCACUGGAGAUGAUGUCUGGCCUGAUCUCACCCCAUCCCUAAUGCUGGGAACUGGUGCCCAGCCACGCUCCAGCUGGGAUCUCCCAAACCCAAUCCAUCCCAUUAAGAAGGGGAACGACUUGAAGAAGGCCCUCACCUACCACCAAUACUUCGGUGAGCGCGCGGGAGAGAGCAAGUACAUGGAGUUCAAACACUACAGGUUAGGUUCGGGCACGAUCGAGUAG